AUAAAUGUUUCGUUUCCUGUGAUAUCUUACGAUCCUCGGCCUAACUUGACAUUGAAAUUCCUUCCCUCUCCUGUUCUGGCUAAGAAAGAAAUUUCCUCAAACACCGCGAGAGAUGUUUUCAUUGCUCUUAGUCAGACAUGGAAACUACUUACCUUUUGCCUUUUGGCUGCUGUCCUAUCAGGAAUAAUCGUUUGGUUUUUGGUAUGUUUUGCAAAAAAUUCUUCUACUCUUAUACCUCUUUUUAAAAACCAAGAGUAGUAAUAUGAGAUCACUCAAUAGUUGAAUAAAAGGAAUGCGUUUAGGCCAAACGAGAACCAAUUUAAUUGCCGGACGAGUGCCAUCACUCGGCCUUACUACAUGUUUAUUCAUCUAUUCAUUCGUGCAAAACGCUUAAUUACUAACUUUUUGAGGCAUAAAUUUGCCAGUGCUAUAUUUAGUCAUGUAACACUUUAUGUUGUUAAAUUUACGGGUUCCACGGUUUUUGCUCAGUUAAGGCGAAGAAACUGAAAAUUAAAAAAACAUUAAAACUGUGCACACGUAAUUCUUUACCGUAUAUAAUAGCAAAAUCUAAGAGUGUUACUGUAUAUACAAUACAUCGCAAAAUAUAUACUUUAAAAUUAUUCAGCCAGAUAACGAUUAAUGCGUUUUUUUCAUCAUAGGAUCACAAAACAAACCCCAGACACUUUCCAAAGUCGUUUAAGAACGGAACGCAAGAAGGCUUAUGGUGGGCCAUUGUUACCACGACAACCACAGGGUAGGGACUUAUUAUACUUUACAGUUAAUGUGCACACCUGCGAAUGGAGUUGACAGUAGCGUUUAGCGAAUACGCACGGCAUUAAUUUUGGAAAAAAAAAACUUUCAAUUCUUUCUUUAUAAGAAAGUUUACAGAAGGCUAGUUGGCUUUCGCUCAAUUGCCAUUAUUUGAAAGAUUCCCAAACUAGAUUAUAUUAUCACAGAGCCUUCCUGGUGCUCUCCAGUUAGCUAUUAGCGAGUACAAGAUACGGUCACUGCGGACUACAUGGCUCUUGGGACUAUAGACUACGGUAAUACACGGCGCGGACCUGGUUCGAGAUUUACUGCGCAUGCUCGUUAGCACGUGUGUUUCGCGGUCCGUUCACCGGCGAAAAACGUCGGAUUGGUCGACGCGCGACCACGUGACAUUGCCAAAUUAAAAUGGCGGCAAUACCUCCAUCGUUUGUUUAUUUCAGUGGAAAGAAGAUUAAUUGCGGCUUAAGGUGAUUCCCUGGUUUUGGACUGCGCAUAACAAGAUAACCUCCGUAAAAAAGAGCAUGUGAAGUAACAAUAUUAAAAUGAAGUUGACCGAAGAGAAACGCUAUUGCAAUUUUGCUUGCGGUUGUUUCUUGCCGAGGUAAGACUCAAUGUGGUGGGAAUGUGCAUAACGUAAGCAGUACGCGUGUUUCUGAGUUCGACCUCCUCACGGAGAACCUCGAUAGUGGAUGUUUAAUUUCUGCUUAUUUACUUUGAUUUUCAUUCAAACGCUUUAUUUAUCACAUUGUGUCCUAAAUGUGGUAUCUCGAUGUAAAUUCUGUACAAACGGAUUUUUUAAUACUUUCUUCCCCCUUUCGCAUACAUUCUAUUUUGAAACUCGCCCCAGUCCUCUCUCAAAAAUCAAGGAAAAUGCAUUUGGUGCGCACUUUCUGCAGCUCUACCGCAAAAACGAGUACGGUGACCCCCAUUUUUUAUUUCAUGAUUUUAAUAAGGACAGUGCUUCCUUUUGGUGAGAAAAAAAUUGGCACAAAUCUAAGUUCAGUUUUUUCGCAAUUUUACUAAAAUUGUACGGAUUGAGCUAUCACGAGUCGAAUAGCGCGUGUCCAAUUUAAUUCUACUUUAGAGCGUUAAGUAAAAACAAGGGCAUUAAAAGACAUUUUUCUGACGUAAGUGGAUAAACAAUACAUUAAAGUCAAAUUCUGUGCGAUACCACAUGCAUCAUUGAAAAAAUCUUUCCUUUUUGUCUAGUUUUGGGCUGCGCGCGGCUUUUGUCAAAGGGUCCAAAAUAGCCGUAUUUGUCAGCAUUGUGACGUCAAAACGAACACGGUGACCCCCAGUUUUUAUUACCUUUUUAUCAUCUUCUUGACUUGUUACAUCAGUGUACCAAGUUUCAUCUACAAUCUAUGUUAGGUUCUUUUACCAGGGAAUCACCUUAAUAUGAGUUGUAAAUGCAUAUACGGAUAUUUUUAGAAUAGCCUAGACUUUUUAUUAUCCUUUUUCACCUAUUCCUGUGGGAUUCGUUCCCUGCGAUGCUCGCGUUUUGGCAGGUUUACCGCAUUCAACCUUGAACUCUUCACGAUCAGGAAGGACAACAAUAUUUUCGGGAUGAAAGCCAGGUAACUAGAAAGAACGGCCUUUGUUAACAGGUCACUGCAGCGGAGGAAUAAGACACUAGGGUCCUUUGAAAUUGCUUAGACACCUGGAAGUUAUUUUAUUAUUUUUUUUUUUUACCGAAAAGAUAAAGCAAAAUUAUGUUUACUCCAGCAAGAAAUUUAUAGAAACAAUCUUGAACAUGAGCUAAAUGAACUGUAGUGUCUGCAUUCAUGUUCUUUUCAUCGCAAUUUUAAUAUCAAAACUUUAAAGUCGUCUAUGACCGAGCAGGUUUUUCUUUCUUUUUUCUUUUCAAUGUUUACUGUGCUUGAUCCGAAUAAGGGGAAUACUACAUAUAAAAGAAGAGAACUUUGAUUACAAAUAUGUUAGUUGGAAAAAAUACUGAUUAUACUAUAUGAUCUUUUUACUAUAUAGGUUAGAAAAGUGAUGCGUAGUCAAAAGUGCUACGAAGGAGUAGAAACCCAGAUCUUUCCAUUAAUAAAUUUUAUUGACACUGUCAGGGACAUAUAAUUUGCUUGAGUACACAUUUGUUCGUCAAAAAUCUUGUUUUUGAAGCUGCACUUUGUUUGAUUCAGGAUCAAUCAAUCUUUUCUGAAGAGAAAUGAACAAUGAAGUAUGUUAACAUGUCAGAUACUUCAACACUGCCUUAGCCAACAACUAAGAAGAAACUCAACUUCAUAUCAAAAAAACAAAGUGAAAAAUACUUCACUGUGAAACAACAACCCCUUCAAAUAUAUAUCACAUUAAAUUGAUACAAAAUGUAGACCUGAUGAGAAGUUUAUUGGAAAAGAAACAAACGAUAAUUACAAUGAAACUAUAAUGUUUGAAUGAGAUCUGUAUUUGAGUGUUCUCUCAUAAUUCUGACAGAAGAUCAAAAUUGGAAACUGCAUAUCCUACUCAACUGCAUUCAUCAACAUGCAACUAAAAUUUCGUUAUGACUCAAAAUUUGCUCCAAACUUUAAACUCCUGUAAGUUUAAUUUGUGAGGAUUAUUUUUUUUUCUCGGAAAGACCUUUUGAAUACUUAAUAGCAUGUUAACUCUAUAAUUCAUUCAUAACUUUGCGCCAAACAAAAUUAAGCCGAAAAGGAUGGACAGAAAAACAAAAGAAUUCACAGGAAUAUUACCCUGUUCAUCUCCUUCCAGGAUCCAAUUUUCAAGCAAAGAAGCACCCCCGACAGAAAGCCUUGUGUGCAAAAAUUUAGUACUAAAAAAUUGUACACGGAGGAAAUCAUGUACGUAAGUGCGGUUCCUAACGAAGUAACUCGUUGUGUGGAUAAUCCCAAGCCAAAUUUUAUGAGCAAAAUAAUCUAAACUUCGAUCCGUCAAGUAUAAAAUUGCAAGCCUAAAUGUACAGCAGCUGCGCACAUUGUAAACAGAAUUUUUUUCACCAAUCAGAAUGUUGCUGGACCUAUCGAACUGUAGCUCCAAGACGAUCUAAGUGUUUUAAUGAAAAUACUCUCACAUUUUCUCAUUUGACAGUUCGCAUAAAACUCAAAUUUCUAUACGGUAACGUACAAAGCUGUAAUAACGUCCAACAACAAUGAAAUUUGCAUCGAUCGACAAAAUCACGUUUCGAACUACGCACCUAGAAAACUGUCGGAACCCGGCCGCUUUCGAUCCACUAGCCACAAGUCAAUUUACACAUUAAGACAAUCGCUAAGAUUUCUUUACCUUCUUUAUAAUUUCCCUUUGUACGGAGUGACAAGAGAUUAAGUUGAACCAAGCGUAAGCGUAUUUUCCGGCCAUAAACAGUGCAGACAUGCGGAGAUAGAAAAAUAGAUUUUCCAGCAACAAAGUACACGCUAAGUCAUAUUAACAAAACAAAGCCCAAAAUGUCUGUCCCUCUACUUUUUUUUGUUGAAUCCCUGAUAAGAAACUUGAUCUAAACAACAAAAACAUUUUGGAUAGCAUUGUAAUACGCUCUUCGAUCAACAGUCGAAUGUUAUCGAAUGUUAGAUUCACGAUCAAAGUCGAAUUUUGACACAAAAAACGGGAUACACAUUUAACAAAACUGUCCCUUCCGCUCAACUCGGUACAAGCUAAUUUAUAUACCAAAACAAAGCCCAAUAAUUUUUCUUCCACUACUUUAUAAUUUCUUUUUGUACCGAGUUGCACGGAACAUGCAGUAAACAAAAAGAGCAAAAAUUACCACCUUUUCGGCAUGUCUUCCAAAUGCAAACCAGCGAUCUCAACGCCAAUAGCACCGAAUCGUACCAUGCCAAUGCGAUUUUUCGCCAGUUUCAGGACGCUAUAUUCUCUAGAGAACACACUUACGUCAAAACUUUGACCAAAAUAAUUUUUGAUCUCUUACAGUGGCAAGAAAUUGCAAUGCUGUCAUUGCCAAACAAAGCUGCCAUCUCUUCUUUCAUCUCAACAACAUCUCGCGGGCAUUUUCGCCUCGGAGUCAAUGACAUUACCCGAAAUCGAUCACGUGUCAUUUUUUCCAGAGCAUGCGUAGACAUUUUUAGCCGGUGAAUCGUGGUCCGUCGUCUGGUCGCUCGCUACAGGGAGUAGUCGAGGAUAUUCGCGUAGUGAGGAUUACGUACGUAUUUUUUUUUUUUUACCGAUUUUUAACCUGUUAAACGUUGCUUUUAUGUUGAACAGCCAUUAGGCAAUUAAACUUGAGCGGAAAAGAGGUAAAAAUUGCAGUUUUUUGCCUGUUUCUGUUUCUGAUUACUGACGCCUUUCGAAUUCUGUUUUAUUACAACAGUGUGUUUACAGCAGAUUAGGAUGUGAACAGGAGAUAAAAGUAGGUAAUUCACUAUCGUUAUUCAGCCACCGAGUGAGAUUCUUGUCAAACCGUGUAAAGCAAACAACAGCAACACGCGGGAACCUCGAAAGUGAUUUUGCAAUUGUGCCUAAAUUAAAAUGAGUGUUUCAAACGGACAGAGAGACCGAACACUGAAGUUUUUUCCAUCCAGCGAGUCUAACAGUACGUCCAAAGCAAGUAAAACCUCAAUUGUGAGAAAGAAACCUCAAGCAGCAAAACUCGCCCUUGAGUUAAAAAUAGCCAAGCAAAAGUGUGAAGAAGAAAUCAGUCAGGCUACUGCGUGCCCAGGCGUUGCGACGUGUCGAGCUGCUAGACCUUAAGGGACCGAUCGUUUAUUACGUCCCAGAGGGGGGCGUGGGUUUUCAGAAAAGUGUUGUGUUUCAAAACUUUACCUCCCCCCCACCCCCCAAAAAAUUAUUACAUAUGAAAAUUGUACCCCCCUUGGCAAUAAAAAUUUUUAAAAUGCACCCCCUCCCCCAAUCAACCCCUUCUAGCCAAAGUCUCUUCUUCCAUCCUUGGGCAUUGAUUUCAUAAGAUGCAAGAUACCGGUAGUCAGCAGCGUAUCGUGAGAUUUUGAAGGUGCACGCAGGGGAAGAAAAGUUAGCGCACCGAAGGCGCCACAAACCUGAGCGAGUCUGGGGGCGUGCUACCCCCGCAAAUAUUUUUAAAUUUAGGGUCUCCCAGGAGAUGCCAUCUCCUGCGUUUUCUGCAGGACAUUCUCAGUAAAUAAAGACGAAGGAAAAUGCAGUAAUAAGUUGUUUAUUUUACUCAUCUAUAGUGUUAUCAGUAAGGUACAGUGUUAACGGCAAAAAGGGUAAAACAGUGACGCCAUAAAGGAGGUUACAAGCAAAGGGCGAGAUGCGUACCCUUCAGACAGGCAAACUCUGUUAUAAUGCCAUCAAUAUAAAUUACGUCCUUGUGCUCAUAUGCAGAAUUGCAAGAGAGAUCCAUUAUGCAAUCUCUCGUCUGUCUUGGUCCUCUUAAUGGAGUUUGCAGUCUCUUCAAACCGCUGAAGCUACGCUCAGCUGUGUACAUUGACAUAGGAUAAGUCAACAAAGUUAUGAGAGCCCAUGACAUAUACUCAGCGAUUGAAUCGGAGUUGGCUUCGUCAAAAGUCUUAACCAAGGUUUGUGGCCUCGCAUUCGGAUCCAUUUCACUCCACUUAGUCAGAAAAAGGAUAAAGGGAAUCCUAACACAAAAACACCAAUAUAAUGCAAAAUAUUUAUCCCGAAAUUAAUGAUAAAAACGUUUUCAGGAAAUUAAAAAGAUCUAUAUAAUCUAUAUUUUUUCCAAAUUUCGGCUGUAUGCAUAGGCGUAUGUGCGUACAUGCAUGCUACAUUCCUGGUAGGAGAAAUAGCUGAUAGGUUCCUUGGCCGAGCUUUAUACGGGUAACAUUUUGUUGCCGACAAAGCCACCAAAGUGUAUUUUUUGUCUUCUUUCCAAGGAAACCUCGAUUUGCUUCAAUCAUAAUAUAGUUUGACACAUUUUACAUAGAAGGCCAGUCCCGUGUCUUUGUGUCUUAAUAUUUCGACCCCCUCACAUUCUGUGCAUUUUCAAAAUUGACCCCCCAAAAUCAAGCCUCUUAUAAAAUUGUACCCCCCCCUCCAAAACGCCGUCCCUUCCGGGACGUAAACGAUCGUUCACUAAAAGGAGAGCUGAAUAAACAACAUUAGAAGUGGCUCACGAAGAUGAUCUUGCUAUUGAGGAUUCUAAUCAUGGACAUAUUGACGAUAAAGUUUUGUCUGGACUACCUAUUGCCGAUGUAGAGGAUCGUCUUUCACGUUUACAUCUGAAGUCAGCUUCCAACACUCAGACUGUUGCUGAUGAUAAGCGUCCCGUUGAUAAAGAAUCUUUAACCGUUCAAGGCGUUGAAGAAGGCAAUGACAAUGGAGAAAUUACGCCAAAUGUAAAACCGGAGACAAGAAAACCUCGAGGCGAAAAUACAAUUUGAAAUCCGCCUGCCACAGUGAGCCCAGGUGAGCAACAAGUCAAGCUAGAUCAAUUUUUUGAGAAAAUGCUUUCAGCGUUCACUAAAAUUGUCAAACCAAGUGUGCCAAAAUUUAGCGGAAAUCCAAUCGAGUACUCGAAAUUUAAAGUAGCAUUUAAAGUGGAAGUUGACAAAAAGGAGGUUUAUGAUGCUACAGACAAGCUUAAAUCUCUGUUAGAUGCAGAGAAAGAAAGUGCAAAGUCCUGGUUGGUAAAAUUCAUGCCAAGUUCUGAUAAAUAUAAGAAGACAUGGCAUUGGUCGCGUGGACACUGUUGUGUCCGCGGCUAAAAGGCGUGAAGAUCAAUUCCCAAUCACAGUGAAAGAAAAUAGUUAGCAGAUGAGGCAGUAUCAAGAAAUGGUGUCGGAGUUAAUGGGGGUGUAUAGGGAACACAACUUUGUUCAUGAGUUAAACUCGCAGAUACCUGAAGCAAACGUUGCUAAGCUUCCUGUUAGUCUUUGCGGUAGAUGGGCUGAGUCUGUGGAAGGAAAACCGAAACGGUCUACCUGGUAGUCGUUUGCGGAUUGGCUAGAAAAGGAGGCGAAAAUAUGCGAGUCAUAGCAGAGGUGGAUACUGGAGAAGCCAGAAUGGAGAAGGUUUGAUUCGACUAGGAGUGAUUUAACUAAAAGUGGUUCACGUAGGUCUGCUGGCAAUCCCGCGGUGCCAGGACUGUUGGUGGGAGCAACACAAGAGACUCCCUCAGGUGAUGAAAUUAAAAGUUAACAAAAAACUGUCCAGUUCAUAGCUCGGCAUAUCAUGAGGUAGAGGAGGGUAAGAAGUUUAAGGAACUGCCCACUCUUGAGAAAGAGAAACUCGUGGAGGAACAUAAACUUUGCCGGUCUUGUCUGUUACCGGGCCAUCGGCUGAACAAAUGCAAUGCUAAGAAUGGAUGCAAAGUUGAGGGAUGUGUAUGCGUCACCAUACUCUAGUUCAUGAGGUUGACUUGAACAUUAUUGAACGAUCAAGAGCGAGAACAGCAGAAAAACUGGCAGUUGGUGAAGGAGCCCAGAAACCUUUUGCUCCGCAGGGUGAUAACAAACCUCUAAAUCCGUCAGAGAAAUCGUUGGAGCAGUGUCAUCACUCGGUGAGUUUAGGCUGCGAGGUUGGCAGUCGUGCGUUGGUUGAGGUGCUGCUUGUAGUUCUGUUCUCAUAGAAAGGGGAAGCAACAAGUUAUGGCGUUGCGUGACUCAGGAUGUAACACAACACUUAUGGAAUGAAGAAUUGGCUAAGUCACUUGGUCUUAGGGUGUUAAUGCAGAGAAGGUGUUGACCUUGCGGCACGUAAAGAACUUCCGUAUUGCUAGAGUUGGAAGAGAAGGGGUGAAGUACUUUCAACUCUAGCAAAAUACGGAAGUUCUUUACGUGCCGCAAGGUCAACACCUUCUCUGCAUUAACACCCUAAGACCAAGUGACUUAGCCAAUUCUUCAUUCCAUAAGUGUUUUGUUACAUCCUGAGUCACGCAAUCAGCGUUUACCAGACGGGAAUCAAAUUUUGGCGGGAAUGUUCAGAUGGCGCUUCCCAAAAAUAUAUAUAUUUUUUUUUUGUGAUGACAUGGAGCUGCCGUACCUUUAUUUAACAGCUACAAAUAAUAAAGAAUUUACUGGUAAAAGCUCGUUGAUUUCACGAAAUGAAAAGUGUUGUGAAAGCGAAGAUCGCUCAGAAUAAUUCGCAGGGUUCUGAAGGAGGAAUUAACGUCAAACCAGGUCAAGAUUCCAAUCAUGGAUUGAUUAUUUGAAAAGUGAACCCGUUUGUCGCCUCUGUAACUGGUAGCCGGUAUCAAACUGCAUUCAAAUGAUCUGUGAAUUUUUGACUGCAAUAUGAAAAUAUUUCAAUGGAUGAAAUUUCUAUUUAGACAUUCUUCAAAUUCAAAAAAACUGAGCCGGCAGAAAUUUGAUAACGAACUCGCGUGUCUAUAUACGCAAGCAAAAAUGCAGACUGAAAAUCAACAACAACUAACGGAUGGAGGUAUUUUGGCCAAUCGGAACAGCGCAAAUCAUCCGUAUUGUUUCCUAUCCAAUCAGAAAAAAGUCCAGAUUCUGGCUUUUUUGCAUGUGAUCUGUAAAAGAACUGUAUCAUGCCCUCCUCCCGAAAGCAGUUUACAGAGACAAAGGGAGAGAGCAUGAUCGCAGGCUAACAGCAAAGUGACUUGGUACUUACAGCUCCGUUUCGUUAUCACUUCCAAGACACCUGAUCGUCUCAGGAGAGUAUAUGAUGCAUCAGCGAAGUUCAGGUGUCAAAGGCUAAAUGAUAAAAUGUACAGAGAACCAGACUACUUGUCGUCGUUGUUUGGUGUUUUGCUUAGAUUUUGCGAACUGAAAGAAGGAUAGCGUUAGCAGCAGACGUGAGAGAAAUGUACCACAUGUUGCGUUUACCUGAGAAGAACCAAGUGGUUAUCAGUUUGAGAGAACAGUUUAGGAGAAGUGUCGGCGCCAUCUCGGGCUAACUACACGAUGAGGCGUAAUGCAGAUGAGAACAGGGUAGAUCUGCCCCUCGGCGUCAAGGCUGUUUAUCUACUGACUUGCGAGAAGCUAUUGAAAUGCGGAAGCAGAUGACAGAGUUAUUGCGCCGUGGAGGAUUCAAAUUACACAAGUGGCUAACAAAUGACCCUAAUGUAUUGGACUAGAUCCCGGUAGAGGAUAGAUCUCCGCGUUUCCUUGAGUUGUGUUAAAAUAAAUUACCUGUCAAUCAAAAUCUUUCAUCAGUAUAUUUUUCACUUGCCAAGUUUCAGCUUGUUAACCUCAACCUUUCUCUUGCCAUGAUUUGGCAAAUGAUAUAUACUCGAUAACUGACAAAACGGUGUUCAGCCACCUUACCUUACAGCCGAAUUCGUUGUAACGCCCUGCGCGUUUGCAAACUUCAAAUCGGUUGUCUGUUCCGUCAAUCAUUUGAGCGUGGGUGGGGUUAAUGCAAAUCACAAUGCAACGCGCUCGCCCAGCUUGGCCCGUCAAAGCAAAAUUGAGAAUGUCGACUGAAGACUGCUCAAGAAUAGCGAAGGAAUUCGCGAUGAUGAGUGGAAUUUUUUGUCGAGGGCAAGAGGUAGACAUUGCCUUUUUCUUGCAAAAGACAAGAAUAAGAAAGAUCUGAAAAAUCUUCCAAGAAAACUGAUCGAUUAUUGUCCGAAACAGGGUGAUCCAAAGCAACGAACCUUGAAACACAGAAACAAACAAACCGGAUGAAAAUGCACCCAUCACGAGUAAACAAGUGUUUCCUAAGAGGUCCGUCAAGAAUAUUAAAGUUUUUUUUCACACCCCGGAAAGCUUCAUUGUACUUUUUUUUUAUUAGAAAAGAUAGCACUGUUAUCUAUACUGUUGAAGGAUGGAGGUUAAGCCCUCUCUCGAUCACAAAAUGAUCAAACUUCUAACAUUUGAUAACUCGUUUCUGCCAUUACGACAUUCUCGCUAAAACUCGUAGCAGAAUGAAGUCGGCUAUCACGUUUUCACGCCAAAAUGACGCUGGUUCACGCGCACGCAAUACUUAGUAUUGAGGAAAUCUCGUCCUCGUAGUCGUACUCGUCUUAGAAUCUAAAGGUCUCUAAUAUUUAUUUUGUUGGUAGCUAUGGUGACAAGACUCCAAAAUCCACACUUGCUCGAGCAUAUGCUUCGCUGUGGAUGAUCGUCGGAUUGAUGUUAAUGUCAAUCAUUACUGCCCAGGUUUCCUCGACCAUCACCUCUGAAAACCUGCGCUCCCUGGAUGACGAGUUUGGCAAAAAGGUACAAUAG
Molecule: messenger RNA, 10814 nt
Organism: Porites lobata
Lineage: Eukaryota; Metazoa; Cnidaria; Anthozoa; Scleractinia; Poritidae
Source: the annotation of a GenBank genome assembly